This is a messenger RNA of Equus caballus (horse), 7998 nucleotides long. RefSeq names its product plexin A3 (gene PLXNA3). NCBI's taxonomy places the organism in Eukaryota, Metazoa, Chordata, Mammalia, Perissodactyla, Equidae. Gene Ontology annotation, cellular component: semaphorin receptor complex; plasma membrane. The record is from RefSeq and is a predicted model, not a curated record. Gene Ontology annotation, molecular function: protein binding; semaphorin receptor activity. Gene Ontology annotation, biological process: semaphorin-plexin signaling pathway involved in axon guidance; regulation of GTPase activity; regulation of cell shape.
CCGCGCGCCCUGCCGCCCGGCCCUCCCUGGGUGCCCCCGCGCCGCGCGGUGGUACGAUCCGGGUUUAAAAGGCCCGGGCGGCCCCGGGCCGGCCCAGUGUGUGGGCGGUGGCGGUGGCAGUGGCGUUGGUGGCGGCGGCGGCGGCGGCGCGCGCGGGGCGCCGGUUGCGGGGCGUGGCGGCUGGGGCCUGGGAGCUGGGCCAGUGUGGGGCUCGGGGGCGCGUCCACGUGGCUGGAGGGCGGCCACUCCGAGCCAGCGGCGGCGGAGAGACAGGCCCGUCCCUGGGCGCAGCCGCCGGCCAUGCCCGCUGUUUGUCUCCUCUCACUGCUCGUCCUUGCCAUGGGGGGGGCCCUGGGCAGCAGCAGGCCCUUCCCUGCCUUCUCGGUGACAGACACUACCCUCACCCACCUGGCGGUACACCGGGUGACUGGAGAGGUGUUUGUGGGCGCAGUGAAUCGUGUCUUCAAGCUGUCCCCCAACCUGACCGAGCUGCGGGCCCAUGUCACGGGGCCUGUUGAGGACAAUGCUCGCUGCUACCCACCCCCCAGUAUGCGUGUGUGCGCCCAUCGCCUGGCGCCUGUGGACAACGUGAACAAGCUGCUGCUCAUAGACUAUGCGGCCCGCCGCCUGGUGGCCUGUGGCAGCAUCUGGCAGGGCAUCUGCCAGUUCCUGCGCCUCGAUGACCUCUUCAAGCUGGGCGAGCCCCACCAUCGCAAGGAGCACUACCUGUCGGGGGCCCGGGAACCCGACUCCAUGGCUGGCGUCAUUGUGGAACAGGGCCAGGGGCCCAGCAAGCUGUUUGUGGGCACUGCUGUGGAUGGCAAGUCUGAGUACUUCCCCACUCUGAGCUCUCGAAAGCUCAUCGGUGAUGAGGACAGUGCCGACAUGUUCAGUCUGGUGUACCAGGAUGAGUUUGUCUCCUCACAGAUCAAGAUCCCCUCAGACACAUUGUCCUUGUACCCUGCUUUUGACAUCUACUAUAUCUAUGGCUUUGUGAGUGCCUCCUUUGUGUACUUCCUGACGCUGCAGCUGGACACCCAGCAGACGUUGCUGGACACAGCAGGCGAGAAAUUCUUCACAUCCAAGAUCGUGCGCAUGUGCGCGGGGGACUCGGAGUUCUACUCAUACGUGGAGUUCCCCAUUGGCUGCUCCUGGCGCGGCGUGGAGUACCGCUUGGUGCAGAGCGCCCACCUGGCCAAGCCCGGCCUGCUGCUGGCCCAGGCCCUGGGUGUGCCAGCUGACGAGGAUGUCCUCUUCACAGUCUUCUCUCAAGGCCAGAAGAACCGGGCCAGCCCACCGAGGCAGACCAUCCUCUGCCUCUUUACCCUCAGCAACAUCAAUGCCCACAUCCGGCGCCGCAUCCAGUCCUGCUAUCGCGGGGAGGGCACACUGGCCCUGCCUUGGCUGCUGAACAAGGAGCUGCCCUGCAUCAACACUCCCAUGCAGAUAAAUGGAAACUUCUGCGGGCUGGUGUUGAACCAGCCACUGGGUGGCCUGCACGUGAUUGAGGGGCUGCCCCUGCUGGCUGACAGCACUGAUGGCAUGGCCAGUGUGGCUGCCUACACCUACCACCAGCACUCCGUGGUCUUCAUUGGCACUCGCAGUGGCAGCCUGAAGAAGGUGCGGGUCGAUGGCUCCCAGGAUGCCCAUCUGUACGAGACAGUGCCCGUGGUGGAUGGCAGCCCCAUACUCCGAGACCUCCUCUUCAGCCCUGACCACCGGCACAUCUACCUCCUGAGUGAGAAGCAGGUGAGCCAGCUCCCAGUGGAGACCUGCGAGCAAUACCUGAGUUGCGCAGCCUGCCUGGGCUCGGGGGACCCGCACUGUGGUUGGUGUGUGCUGCAGCACAGAUGCUGCCGCGAAGGGGCUUGUCCAGGUGCCUCAGCCCCUCAUGGCUUUGCCAAGGAGCUGAGCAAAUGUGUUCAGGUGCGGGUCCAGCCCAACAACGUGUCGGUGACAUCACCUGGGGUGCAGCUCACUGUGGCCAUGCGCAACGUGCCAGACCUCAGCGCAGGUGUGAGCUGUGCCUUUGAGGAGGUGACGGAGAACGAGGCCAUCCUGCUGCCCUCUGGGGAGUUGCGCUGUCCCUCGCCCUCCCUCCAGGAGCUCCGGACGCUCACCAGGGGGCACGGGGCCACCCGCACUGUGCGGCUGCAGCUGCUCUCCAAGGAGACCGGCGUGAGCUUUGCAGGGGCCGACUUUGUCUUCUACAACUGCAGUGUUCUCCAGUCGUGCAUGUCCUGCGUCGGCAGCCCUUACCCCUGCCACUGGUGUAAGUACCGCCACGUGUGUACCAGCCACCCCCACGAGUGCUCCUUCCAGGAGGGCAGGGUCCACAGCCCUGAGGGCUGCCCUGAGAUCCUGCCCAGCGGGGACCUCCUGAUCCCAGUCGGUGUCAUGCAGCCUCUUACCUUGCGGGCCAAGAACCUGCCGCAGCCCCAGUCGGGCCAGAAGAACUACGAGUGCGUGGUCCGGGUGCAGGGCCGGCAGCAGCGGGUGCCUGCUGUGCGCUUCAACAGCAGCAGUGUGCAGUGCCAGAAUGCCUCGUACUCCUAUGAAGGCGAUGAGUAUGGUGACACCGAGCUGGAUUUCUCUGUGGUCUGGGAUGGAGAUUUCCCCAUCGACAAGCCUGCCACCUUCCGAGCUCUCCUGUACAAGUGCUGGGCCCAGCGACCUAGCUGUGGUCUCUGCCUCAAGGCUGACCCCCGCUUCAACUGCGGCUGGUGCGUCUCAGAGCACAGGUGCCAGCUGCGGGCCCACUGCCCAGCACCCAAGACCAACUGGAUGCACCUGAGCCAGAAAGGCACCCGCUGCAGCCACCCUCGCAUUGCCCAGAUCCACCCACUUAUGGGGCCCAAGGAGGGAGGUACCCGGGUCACCAUCGUGGGCGAGAACCUGGGCCUCACCUACCGAGAGGUGGGCCUGCGGGUGGCCGGCGUGCGCUGCAACUCCAUCCCUGCCGAGUAUGUCAGCGCUGAGAGGAUUGUGUGUGAGAUGGAGGAGUCGCUGGUGCCCAGCCCGCCGCCAGGGCCUGUGGAGCUCUGUGUAGGCGACUGUUCCGCGGACUUCCGCACGCAGUCUGAGCAGCUCUUCAGCUUCGUGACCCCAAUGUUCAACCGUGUGAGUCCCAGUCGGGGCCCAGCUUCUGGAGGCACACGGCUCACCAUCUCCGGUAGCUCUCUGGAUGCUGGCAGCAGAGUUGCAGUGACUGUGAGAGACGGCGAGUGCCAGUUUGUGAGGAGAGAUGCCGAAGCGAUUGUGUGUAUCUCGCCCGUCUCCACCCUGGGCCCCAGCCAGGCCUCCAUCACCCUGGCUAUCGACCGUGCCAACAUUUCUAGUCCUGGAGUCCUCUACACCUACACCCAGGACCCCACUGUCACUCGCCUUGAGCCCACCUGGAGCAUCAUCAACGGAAGCACUGCCAUCACUGUGAGUGGGACUCACCUGCUGACAGUCCAGGAGCCCCGAGUCCGGGCCAAGUACCGAGGCAUUGAAACCACCAAUACGUGCCAGGUGAUCAACGACACUGCUAUGCUGUGUAAGGCCCCCGGCAUCUUCCUGGGGCGGCCCCAGCCGCAGGCCCAGGGCGAGCACCCUGACGAGUUUGGCUUCCUGCUAGACCACGUGCAGACAGCCCGCUCUCUCAACCGAUCCUCUUUUACCUACUACCCCGACCCCAGCUUCGAGCCACUUGGGCCCUCCGGCGUCCUGGACGUCAAACCUGGCUCCCACGUAGUGUUAAAGGGCAAGAAUCUGAUCCCCGCAGCAGCCGGCAACUCCCGUCUCAACUACACAGUCCUGAUUGGGGGCCAGCCGUGUGCACUCACCGUCUCGGACACACAACUCCUGUGCGACUCACCCAGCCAGACGGGCCGGCAGCCUGUCAUGGUGCUGGUGGGUGGCCUGGAGUUCUGGCUGGGCACCCUGCACAUCACGGCCGAGCGAGCGUUGACCCUGCCGGCCAUGGUGGGGCUGGCAGUGGGCGGUGGGCUCUUGCUGCUGGCCAUCACCGCUGUGCUGGUCGCCUACAAGCGCAAGACUCAGGAUGCUGACCGCACACUCAAGCGGCUCCAGCUACAGAUGGACAACUUGGAGUCCCGCGUGGCCCUAGAAUGCAAGGAAGCCUUUGCCGAGCUGCAGACAGACAUCAACGAGCUGACAAACCAUAUGGACGGCGUGCAGAUCCCUUUCCUGGACUACCGGACCUAUGCCGUGCGCGUACUCUUCCCAGGCAUCGAGGCCCACCCAGUGCUCAAGGAGCUGGAUGUGAAUCCCCCCCUCAUUGCCUGCCCACUCCCUGUCACCCCCAGGGCCACCCCCGCACCCUCUGAGAUGCCCUGUGCCCCACAGACCCCGCCCAAUGUCGAGAAGGCCCUGCGCCUCUUCGGGCAGCUGCUGCACAGCCGGGCCUUCGUGCUUACCUUCAUCCACACGCUGGAGGCCCAGAGCAGCUUCUCCAUGCGGGACCGUGGCACCGUGGCUUCGCUCACCAUGGUGGCAUUGCAGAGCCGCCUCGACUAUGCCACAGGGCUGCUCAAGCAAUUGCUGGCGGACCUCAUAGAGAAAAACUUAGAAAGCAAGAACCACCCAAAGCUGCUAUUGCGCAGGACUGAGUCAGUGGCUGAGAAGAUGCUUACCAACUGGUUCACUUUCCUGCUGCAUAAGUUUCUGAAGGAGUGCGCCGGGGAGCCGCUUUUCCUGCUUUACUGCGCCAUCAAGCAGCAGAUGGAGAAGGGCCCCAUCGACGCCAUCACGGGCGAGGCGCGCUACUCCCUGAGCGAGGACAAGCUCAUCCGGCAGCAGAUUGACUACAAGACGCUGACCCUGCACUGUUUAUGCCCGGAGAGUGAGGGGAGCCCUCAGGUCCCAGUGAAGGUUCUCAACUGCGACAGCAUCACCCAGGCCAAAGACAAGCUGCUGGAUGCUGUGUACAAGGGCAUCCCAUACUCCCAGCGCCCCAAAGCUGAGGACAUGGACCUAGAAUGGCGCCAGGGCCGCAUGGCCCGCAUCAUCCUCCAGGAUGAGGAUGUCACCACCAAGAUCGAGUGUGACUGGAAGAGGGUCAACUCACUGGCCCACUACCAGGUGACAGAUGGUUCCGUGGUAGCACUGGUGCCCAAACAAGUAUCUGCCUAUAACAUGGCCAACUCCUUUACCUUCACCUGCUCCCUCAGCCGCUACGAGAGCUUGCUCCGCACAGCCAGCAGCCCCGAUAGCCUCCGCUCUCGGGCGCCCAUGAUCACGCCCGACCAGGAGACAGGCACCAAGCUGUGGCACCUGGUAAAGAACCAUGACCACGCCGACCACCGCGAGGGGGACCGUGGCAGCAAGAUGGUCUCAGAGAUCUACUUGACACGGCUGCUGGCCACUAAGGGCACCCUGCAGAAGUUUGUGGACGACCUCUUUGAGACCGUGUUCAGCACAGCGCACCGGGGCUCGGCCCUGCCCCUGGCCAUCAAGUACAUGUUUGACUUCCUGGAUGAGCAGGCCGACCAGCGCCAGAUCAGUGACCCCGAUGUGCGACACACCUGGAAGAGCAACUGCCUGCCCCUGCGCUUCUGGGUGAACGUGAUCAAGAACCCGCAGUUUGUGUUCGACAUCCACAAGAGCAGCAUCACAGAUGCCUGCCUGUCGGUGGUAGCCCAGACCUUCAUGGACUCCUGCUCCACGUCCGAGCACCGCCUGGGCAAGGACUCCCCUUCCAACAAGCUGCUCUACGCCAAGGACAUCCCCAACUACAAGAGCUGGGUGGAGAGGUACUACCGGGACAUUGCAAAGAUGGCAUCCAUCAGCGACCAGGAUAUGGAUGCCUACCUGGUGGAGCAGUCCCGACUCCACGCCAGCGACUUCAAUGUCCUAAGUGCACUCAGCGAGCUCUAUUUCUAUGUCACCAAGUACCGCCAAGAGGUGCGUGCCACCCCCACAAUCCCCCUGAGGGUGCAGCCAUUGGCAAAGGCAGGGGCGUCGGUGGGGGUCAGGGAGUGCCACAAGGAGGUGGAGGGGACAGAUUGCUUAUGAUGUUCCCUCUGACCAGGUCCCCGGGCUAGCAUAGGUGACACUCUCCAUAGAUGCUGGGAUUUGAGGGGAGUGGGUGGAGCCAGAAGGUGUGUGGCGCCAGCCCCGUGUAGGGCCUGUGGUGUUUGCAACCCAACUGGAGACCCCAAUAGGCAGGAGACACAGAGGUGUGGACUUAAGGAUGCAUCCUUGCCUGGAGACAAGAACUUGUGAGCCAGGACAUGGCCCUGAAAGCCCCGAGCCUGGCUGAGCUCACCAAGGGCGGCCGAGUGGGUGUAGAGGGAGAAGCGGCCCCAGCACUGGGCCCUGGGACACCCACAGGUGGCCGAGAAGACGGGGAGCUAGCAGCAGAGACUGAGGAGGGGCGGCCAGAGGCGUGGAAGGGACCCCAAGAGUGCCAGGCGGGUCCUGGAACAUGAGUGAGGCUCCCCGGGGCGGGGGGCGCUCAGGGAGGAGGGAGUGAUCGGCUCUGUGGGGUGCUGCCGACGGUCGAGGGAGAUGAGGCCCCAAACGCUCACCGGGACUUGGCAUCAGGAUCAUGGAGACCUGGACAAGAGAGGUUUUGGGGGGGGCCGAUAGGAGCGGAUGGGAAAGGGGAAAUCGGGGACAGCGAGUGCAGACCACUCUUGGGAGGGGCCGCGCUCUGGCUGUGGAGAGGACGACAGAGAGUUCUGCAGUUGGAGGAGGAUUUGGGGUCGAGGAGAAGCCGGAGGGUGUGUUCAGAGGUGAGAGAUUGCAGCCCUUCCCACGCGCCUGCCCAGGGCCCCCUGGGAGGAGGGAUGUGCUGAGGCGUGAGGCAAGGAAGAGCUCAAGCUGCUCAAGCUGGGGAGGGGGGCUUUGCCCCGGAGGAGCCGGCCCCUCCUCGAGAGCCCAGCUCCGGGGGGCCGUCCUGCCCCAGGUUCUCACCGCUCUGGACCGAGAUGCGUCUUGUCGGAAGCAUAAGUUGCGCCAGAAGCUGGAACACAUCAUCACCCUCCUGUCCAGCAACAGUUAAGGGUGGCGGAACCGGUGAGGAGGGGCCUUUUCGGUCCUGAGCUGUCCUCCCGUUGAGGGGGGCGGCUCACGCCUGGGGCUGGGGGCUGAGCCCUGGAUCGGGUGGCACGGGGGAGGUCACUGGGCCAGUGUGCCCCUGGCACACCUGGGCCCCCUUCAUUAGUGCCUUGCUUUGGGCCCCACCGGGGUGGGGGCUGGGGGCUGAGGGGGAGAGGAUGACAGGACCAAGCCCCGCACCCCAGCAGCAGCAAUACCCUUAGCCUCCUGCCCUUGUGCCCAGGUGUUGCCACGGCCCCUGCCUUCCUUGCUAUUUAUACCCCCAACCACCUAUUUAUUUAAUUUACCACCACCUCACUGUCUCCAUCUGUAAAUACGUGUCACCCCUGGCAUGUUGCCAACUUCACUGACCUUCUCUCCUUGAGUCGUCCUGGCUCCCUUGUGACGUUGUCAGCCUUGGCCUAGCCUCUGGCACCUCACCCUUGCCAUGGCUGGCCCCACCCAUACCAGGAAGGCAGCCUCGGUGCCAGCAGCACUUGGGGUGGGAUGAUGCACCUGAAGCCGCCCUCAGACUGUGGCUGUGCCCAGGCGUCCCCCUGCAGCUGGGCCACAGCGUCUCCCUUCAGACUUCUCGGGAGUUGGCCUGUCCUGUACAGGGCCCUGCUCUCUCUGAGACCCUGGAGAGCUAGAACCAGGCUUGUGCCGGGGCCUGACCUGGGCCCAGGGACUCCGGCUCUCCUUCUCCCGGCCCUACUGCCAAACAUCCUCAGUGUUGUCUGCACUUGCCCCCGACCCCCUCGUCCUCAGCUGCCCUGUCCUGCGCCCGCCCCAAGGGGCUGAGGCGGCAGUGCCUUAGUCCUUUGUCCUUCUGCCUCCUGUGAGGAAUCAGGCCCUGUCUCGCAGUCCUGGAAAUUCCAUUCUCUCCUCUUUUGUUGCAUGAGUUCUUCUUUGUUCGUGUAAUUUUUUUUCCUAAUUAAAUGUUGGGAAAACAGA